ACUCCCCAUGACAUUCGCGAGGAAUUAGACGAGCUGAAUACAUAUAAAAGGCACGUCAAAACGGACAGAUCCUCAUCGGCUUUCAGCUCGAUUCACCACUGCCAUGGUCUGCUCAUCCAAGUUCACUAAAGCAAUCAUCUGCGCUGUCUUCCUCGCAGUGUCUGCUUCUGCAGCACCUGCUGCUAGCUCUGUUCCUGCUAGCAGCGUGGCAGUGUCGUCUCUCACCCUCCCCAGCUCGUCCAUAUCAGGUUCCUCUGAUAGUCCUAGUUCUACAGCUUCAGCACCUGCUGCUAGUCAAACUGUUCCUUUCGCCAGCGAUGACCCAAACGGGGUGUUAUGGGGCCCCGACAUCGACACUGUUCCCCAAGCUAUCCGGGGCUCCCUUGGCGCAACCGUUCUUGGGCCACAAGAUGUCGGCAUAGUCAAAGAAAACGCUGACCUCCUCGCCCCUCCUACAACAGACUCCGGCAGUGUGUCCAAUGCAAAGUGGCCUUACAGUUUGAGUCACAAUCGUUUGCAGACCGGUGGAUGCGCUCGUCAGCAGAAUGUUGGCGUCAUGCCUAUCGCAACUGCAAUGGCUGGGGUCAAUAUGCGUCUUGAGGCAGGGGCAGUCCGAGAACUGCACUGGCACAAGACUGCUGAGUGGGCAUACAUUCUGAAAGGUUCUGUGCAAGUAACUGCAAUCAAUACUGAAGGACAAAACUAUUUGGCUACUGUGAGCGAGGGCGACUUGUGGUACUUCCCGCCUGGUAUCCCCCACUCCCUUCAAGCAACUGCAGAUCUGCCUGAGGGUUCUGAAUUCCUCUUGGUAUUCGACGAUGGAGAAUUUAGUGAAGACUCUACGUUCUUGCUGACGGACUGGCUCGCACACGUUCCCAAGGAGGUUAUUGCGAAGAACUUCCAGACCAACAUAUCAGCCUUUGACCACAUUCCCGCUGAUGAACUCUACAUCUUCCCUGCUGAGGUUCCUCAUGAUGAUGACAAGGCCGUGAACAGUCCUCAGGGCACUGCACCUGAACCUUUCACAUUUAAGUUCUCUCAAGUCAAGCCGCAGCAACUGUCUGGCGGUACUGCAAAGGUCGUCGACUCCACUACUUUCAAGAUCGCUACGAACAUCGCCGCUGCUGAAGUGACUGUUGAGCCCGGUGCAAUGCGCGAGCUUCAUUGGCAUCCUACGCAAGAUGAAUGGAGUUUCUUUAUUGAGGGUACUGGUCGGGUGACGCUAUUUGCCUCUUCCGGAAAUGCUAGGACUUUCAACUACCAGGCAGGUGAUGUCGGCUACGUUCCCGCCUCUUUUGGUCACUAUGUGGAAAACACCGGAAACACGACCCUUCGUUACUUGGAGAUCUUUAAAACAGAUCGUUUCCAGGACAUCAGUCUAAACCAGUGGUUGGCUUUGACGCCUCCUGAAUUGGUCAAGGCCCACCUCAACCUCGACGAUACUACCAUCGCGCACCUCAGCAAGACCAAGCCGACUGUCAUUGGUCCUGGUAAAUAACGUGUGGUCUCGAAUGUCUCAAAGGAG
Molecule: messenger RNA, 1525 nt
Organism: Somion occarium
Lineage: Eukaryota; Fungi; Basidiomycota; Agaricomycetes; Polyporales; Cerrenaceae
Source: the annotation of a GenBank genome assembly